CCGGGUGUAUCUGUGCUAGCUUACCUGCGGAGGAAAGAAGGUCCGCUCCCAUCGACGCUCCGCUCCGCUGCGGUUAAACUUCACUAAAAGCGGUCAUUUCCUCCGCUGGAGCCGCCGCCAUGUCCCUCACCGCCAUCAGCAGCACGCCCUCCGGCGGCAGGUCCUCCGGGGACGGCGGCCUCAACCUGGGAUACAGCCGGACUAUCCCGGGACUGCUGAAGAUCGGCCAGCUGCUGUCGCUGCUCGUCGCCUUCCUGUGUGUCCGGCUGGCCCGCGGCUGGCCCAACUGGUACGCCUUCCAGUUCUUUGAGGUGGUGCUGCUCUGGUUCCUGGUGGCCUUCCUCAUCUUCUUCCUCAUGCACCUGUGCAGGCUGCAGGUGAAGAUGCCCUGCAUCAACUGGCCGCUGGCGGAGUUCUUUCACUACUCUGUCGGGUCCGUCCUGAUCUUCAUUGCCUCCAUCAUCGCUGCGGUGAAAUGUGGCGCCGUUUCCUCCCUGGUGGUGGCGUCGGUUUUCGGGUUGAUUGCGACGUUCCUGAUGGUCGUCAAUCUAUGGACGUCGUACAGCGUUGCCUGUGGCCCAGCAGCCGGUGAACAGGAGUAAAAGUGACUCGUGAAAAUGGCCGACGGCUGCUUCCAGCUCCACUUUUCUGCCUGGCAACAACCCAUUCAUCGAACCUGAUUGGAUAAAAACUGAAUCUGGACCAAAACCGGCGAGCGGACCGGAUCAGACGGACCGGAUCAUUUUAUCUGAGUUCAGUCCAGUCCUGCAGCUGAUCCGCGUCACGUUUUCUGUUUCAGCUUCAUGUUUUCAUAAAAAACCUCCCAGUUUGGACCUCAGGAUGGCGCUUUUCAGGCUGCUGGCCAGCAGUGUGCAGCAAAUCAUGACUUCAAACCAAAUUAAGAAGCAAACCAAUGAAUAAAUCUAAAGGAUCGUUUCAGUUGGUAAUUUUCCCGAAUCGUUGCGUUGACCUUUGUCACGCUUUGUGUCGAUUUUUGGUGCUUUUAACUGAAUUAACGUAAAAAAUGGCGAACAGAACCAAAGGCAGCAGAACCGGCAGCCUGUUCAUGUAGAGGAUCACAUGGAAAUCUCUGCACUGAUGAAUUAUUUAUAACAAGCACACACUUAUUUACAAUAAAGCUGAAAUAUUACAAAGCACCAAAUGUUGCAUGGGUCAGAAACUAGACGAAGCACAGAUGGAGAGAAAACGCUCACAUGUACCAAAAAUAAAAUCCUGCAUGUUUGUUAUAUUGGCUGAACAGAGAAACGAAAAGCUGAAGUGGAUUUAAAGAUGCUGAAGCACAAACUGAAACCUCUGAUGGUUCUGCAUGUUUUUAUUAAUCUGUGAUUUCCACAGGGAACCGUCAGCAUUGAUGCACGACCCAAACCCAGAUUCUACUCAAUAAAAAACACAAAAUACAAGAACCUGAUAAAGUACAAAUGGAACUAAAGAAAUGAUUUAAAAAUGAUUUUUCUUUAGGAUGAAAAACUUGAUAAAUUGCCUCAUCAAUCAACCAAACAGCUUUCCUUUCAUCAAACAUUAUUCUUUAAUAUUCUACUAAUAAUUAAAUUAUGUAAAAAAUUGUCAUCUAAAAUUCUAACUAAAGUUCAGAAAGAGAAAUGGCCUUAUAUAAAAAUCUAAUUAUUUCACCAAACCUAAUAUCAGUUUUAUUGAGUUUUUUACACAAACAUUCAAAGGCCUUAAAUUUUUGAAUCUAUGAAAGCAAAAGAAAAAAAAAUGAGGAAAAAAAAUCGGUUUUCUAAUUAUUUUACAGACUUUAUAAUUAUUCUCCUGCAUUAUUAACUAACUGGAUGUUGUUACUUUAAUCUGUGAAAAUAAUUUAAUAGUGACGUUAAAGACAUUACAGGGAAGCUAACAUGUUAGCUUCCCUUUGAAGACAUUUAAAAAUUAAAAAAGUAAAAUUAACUUUCAGCAUAUUAAAUCUGUGUAUCUAUUGUAAUUAUAGAUGUUGAAAAAAUCCCUCUUAAUUUUUAGCUUUGGUUAAAAGCCUAAAUUUGAUUAUGUUUUAGCUAAGUUAGCAUAGACGCUAACACUACAUAGAGGCUUCCUGAAUGGACGCUAACUAGCUCUAGCUUGUCAGUUCUUUUAAAAAAGAAAGACUUUAAACAUUUAUUGAUUUUU
Messenger RNA from Poecilia latipinna (sailfin molly), 2142 nucleotides. RefSeq names its product CKLF-like MARVEL transmembrane domain containing 7 (gene cmtm7). The record is from RefSeq and is a predicted model, not a curated record. The transcript has 5 exons. NCBI's taxonomy places the organism in Eukaryota, Metazoa, Chordata, Actinopteri, Cyprinodontiformes, Poeciliidae. Bases 120 to 602 code for a protein of 160 amino acids. Gene Ontology annotation, cellular component: membrane.